Molecule: messenger RNA, 3708 nt
Organism: Asterias rubens (European starfish)
Lineage: Eukaryota; Metazoa; Echinodermata; Asteroidea; Forcipulatida; Asteriidae
Product: sodium-dependent multivitamin transporter-like
Exons: 17
Coding region: 97-2196 (699 amino acids)
Biological process (GO): sodium ion transport; transmembrane transport
Cellular component (GO): membrane
Molecular function (GO): symporter activity
Source: RefSeq, a predicted model, not a curated record
UUCUAGCUGAAAAGUCAACACAUUUCUAAAAUGAUUCUGCAUACAUGAUGACAUCCACGAUUUCCGGAAGGUCAAGGCAGUCAUAAAAUUCUUCCUAUGCAGUCGAUACAAAGAGUUGCCGUUUUCUUUCUCUCCUCUCUCGUUUUCCUGGUUUUGGUGGUGUUGUAUUUGGACAAAGUUAGGGAAACAGAUCACAUACAACCACCAAUAGCAGAUCAUAUCUCAAGAAGGCAUCGAGCAAACGCUGUCAAGAUGUCAGGGACAGAUUCAGAAUUGAAUCCGUUUACAUGGUUGGACUACACAAUCUUCUCUGCCAUGUUGGCAGUCUCUGCCUUCACAGGAUUAUAUCAUGCCUGCGUCGGAGAGGGACAAAAGUCAACUGCAAAGUUUUUGAUGGCUGAUCGUAGUAUGAUGAGCAUCCCAGUAGCCAUCUCCGUCAUCGCAUCCUACCUCUCAGCAAUCACCAUCUUAGGUAUCCCUUCCGAGGUCUUCACCUACGGCAUCCAAUACUGGAUGGUCAUCUGGAGUUUCUUUAUCGCCAUACCGGUCACUGCGAUGAUCUUCAUUCCUGUGUUCCACGGAUUGGGAUUGACCAGUGCGUACGAUUAUCUUCACAAGCGAUUCAGCCCGUUGGUCCGAUCUAUCGGAGCCUUGCUGUUCAUUCUUCAGACUCUGCUGUACUUAGCUGUGGUUCUUUAUGCUCCAGCACUAGCUCUAGAAGCAGCGACGAAAUUUCCAGUGUUCGCUACCGUAAUGACAACUGGAGCGAUCUGCACAAUUUAUACUGCCUUGGGCGGAAUAAAAGCGGUCAUUUGGACCGAUGUAUUUCAGUUCAUCGUUCUUUUUGGUUCACUGGUAACCAUCACCAUCAUGGGUAUCAUUCAGGCAGGAGGCAUGAAGUAUGUGUGGGACUUUAACUACGACCGGGGACAUCUUAACUUCUUCGACUUUUCACCCGAUCCGACUCAUCGAUUAUCUUUCUGGGGGUUAAUCAUCGGAGGGAAUUUCAACACGCUGACCGUUUGGGCAGUCAGCCAAGUGUCUGUCCAGAGAUUUCUGACUGCCAAAAAUCUUAAAGAAGCCAAAAAGUCGGUUUGGUUCGGUCUACCAGGCACCGUCAUUGUCUUAUCACUAGUGGGCCUCAUUGGAAUGGUCUUAUUUGCAUAUUACAACAAUUUUGUUACUCCAUUGAACCCUUCCCUGAAUGCAACGGUAGCAACUACGGCGGCCGGGAACGGACAUCAACCACAUUACACACCAAACUUCAAAAGUUCUGAUCAGAUUCUGGUGUAUUUUGUGAGUAUGGAGUUUGGAAAGAUACCAGGCAUUCAAGGUCUGUUUGUGGCUUGUCUCUUCGCUGGUACCCUCAGUACCGUGUCAUCUGGACUUAACGCCCUCGCUGCCGUCACCUUAAUGGACAUAAUCCGACCCUGGAGGGGCGGUAGUAAAAGCCGAGCCGAGUCGACAGUCAGCGAAGAAAUAACGACCAACGCUACCGAGAGUACAUCAACCUCAAACUCAACGCAAAGUGCUGUUGCUGUCAAUCAAGCACAGGACAGAUGCGAUACCGUCAUUUCUAAAUUACUAACUGCAGGAUAUGGCGUCGUAUCCAUUGCUCUUGCGUUCAUCGCGUCUAAACUUGGCAGUCUGGUGAAGAUGGCCAACACAGUACUAGGAGGUAUAGGGGGACCACUCCUUGGUGUCUUCUCAUUAGGAAUGUUGUAUAGACGAGCAAAUACAGGCGGAGCUCUGAUUGGGAUGCUGGUUGGGUUUUAUUUUUCUUUAUGGGUCACAAUAGGAGCAGCAAUAAACCAAGAUGAGAACGGGAAUGUUAAAGAGGAUGCAUUUGCUUUGUACAGGAUAUCGUUUAUGUGGUAUAGUGCCUUUACCAGCUUGGCUACCUUCGUAGUUGGGGUCAUUGUCAGUGAGAUCAUAAGAUGUUCAAUUCCUGAUGAGAGAUACAAACGAGUGGAUCCUCUCCUCUUAGCCACGUUUUUACGGCCAAAGGGUUGGCAUAAAAUCUCCACAGGCACUGAGUCCCACAACCCUGACCUUCAGAUUGGCGAUCCGGUGUUUCAAAGUUUAUUGGCAUCCAAUAAUCAUACCAUGGACCAGGAGAAUGAGUCGCUUCUCGGUGACCUCGAAGGAAAUGACAUCCAUGAGUUGGGAAAAAAUGAAGAAAUUUCUCCAACUUGAGUGGUAAGAAAUCAUUCAGCCUCAACUCGCCAUUUCCACCCAAAUUCCUUUCUUGAAAGUGCACUCUUGCCCUUUUUCAUCCAUAAUAAUUUCAAGUUUAUUUCAUUCGUUAAAAUAAAACACUUUUAAGUGUUUUACCUGGAGGAAUCAUUACCCAUUUUGUUGUAAAUAAUUCCCAAAGGAAUUGUUUACCUUAUCAAAAGUUCCUUUUUGUGUAUCUGAGGUAAAUUUCAUAAGUCAGCUCAGCCGUUGAUUUCACCAAACUCUUCCUUACUUAGGAUUAAUUUUGGGACUUAGGACAAGUAAAGUUCCGUAGGCAUUGAACAUAGGCAUUGAACCCAUCCUAAGUUAGGAGGGGUUACUCGUCCUAACUCCAGAUAGGAUUAAUCCUAGCGUUUCGUGAAAUCAGCCGCAGGUUUUUUAUGUACAAUGUAUGUGCUUGUACCAUGAAUGUGUACUUCAGUUGUUAACAUACACAAUGUGAACCAUCAUCAAGAAAAACAAGCUCUAAGUGGCCAUUUGUGUCCCCCCCCCCCGAAAUUGUUUUGAUCAACCUACCAACCUAACCUCAAUUUUUUAAGCUAAUGGUUUGCUUUACCUUUAAAUUGGACGGGUAUCAGUCAGAUCUGUUCAUUGCAUCCUUAAACAGCAUUUUAGUCUGUGACCUUGCUCUGCUUAGCAAGUGUUUUAUGUGCUCAGCGCCAUUGGGCACUUUGCCCCUCUAUGAAGUUUAUCUUGGGAAUUGUACCCGGUGCCAUGUGCUAUGGUGUUUUUGGGUGUUUUUUUGGGUAGUCGGGCUUAAUGCUACGUGGAGGAAAAAGCACUCCGUCUUAGUGCUAAAAACAGAAGUCAAGUACCCGGAUUUCAAACAUGUGCGAAGUUUCACUAACGUAUGCAUGCGUACUAAGUUUAAUGAUCACUCAUGUGUGCUGACUAUAUCUUAUGCAGUAUUCAUAAAUACCCCAGACAGUUCUGUUUAGCUACUGCUAUUGGUGGAGAGCGUGUCACGUAGGGGUGUUUAUACGGUUGAUAAUGACCAGCUGGAGCUUUUUAAGACUGGCUGGCUUCCCGUUUUGGGCGCGCAAGCUCAUAUACGCCACCCCGGGCGCACACCACCCGAGGCGCACAUAACAAAAGAAAAAAAGUGGCAGAUUAUCUAGAAUUGUGAUACUGUUUCGCCUUUUGACAAAAGGGCAUUUAUAAAUUGGAAUAAUAGAGUAGUGACUCGUUCUUAAAUGGUCCUUUAUCGAUCGGCCUCGUCGCUACCCUUUUAUUCCCUUAAUUAAUACACAAUGAUGUGUUGAGCGCAUAAUUGGUGGAAAGAUUGUCUGACAGCUGGGUAUAGUUUGACUUCAUUAAUUAGUGCUUACUGCCUUGCCUCCAUACCCCGGGUCAUCCUUGGUGUCUUUUGAAAUGUUCCUUUGUAUUUUUUAGUUUCCCUUUUCACUAUUGGUAAUUACUCAAAAUAACUGUUACCAUACAAACUUACUUGGUUACAAGCAAUGGAGAGCU